AUGAACCCCCCGCGCGCGGACCCAUUUACGCGGAUUGUGUUUGCUUUCGGGUGGGAAUGUGUUGGGAGAUGGCCGCGGUGGGCUACACCUGUUCCGAAGCACUUUUCCUCCUCCUCCUCCUCCAACCAUGGACAGCAAUAUCGUCCAGAUUCAGACGCCGAGAUAGAAGUGGCAUCCUUUCAACACAGUGAAGAUGACAACGAUAACGAGAGCGACCCAACCCUCAACGCCCUGGAACGCUACGCCCGCACCCUAGUCUGUAACCGCUUCGCCCCAACCUGGCACGAAGACGAAGCAACCUACGAACUCGCCCGCGAGCUGGCACUAGGCCAGGACAACAGGACGAACCCGCAUGGCCCCGUCUCGAUGCGUCUGGCCAGGUUCUGGGGUCUCUGGGAGCGCAUGCUUGCGCCGUGGCAGAUGAAUCAGGUCGUCAAGGGGACGGGGCGGGUGUUGGCGCUUGAUCUUUCUGACCAGAUGCCUAUGCUGGGCAGCAUGCGUGAAAUAUGGCGUUACGGCUGGUUCACGGAUCCCUCCGAGAACGCUCUCGUCAAGCACCUAGAUAUCGACCUCGCUCACAUUCGCGAAGCCGCGGACGCGGGGUGCAAGAUACUCAGACGAAGACUGGAAAAAGGACCGGCGCCGAUGCAUGCGCCGUAUACCCCCGAUGAACUGCGCGAUCGGGAGGAUAUGCCCGUCGAACGGACGGUUCUUGGACCGGUGGGCCUUGAUAGGGACAAGAUCUUUCGUCCGGAGAGCUUAUUCCGCUACCCGGUCCCCUCGCACCAGGAUAUCCAGGACCUUGAGAAGAGGCUGGAUCUCAGCGCCCCAUUGCCCGAUCAGUACAAGGCUUUCUUCCGGGUGAUGGACGGGAUGGGACCGGUAUGGUGGAACGAAUCGCAGCAUCUGCGUAUCCUGGCCCCGCUGUCCAAGGUCACUAUUGAGGACGACGAGCUUCCGCCAAGCAUGCAGCUCGAGUUGCUUCCAUCCCGGGGUCUCGCUGACGGCACGUGUAUAUCCUGGCCCCUUCUCCGGCGGGUAAUCUGUAUUAGUGAGGGCGGUUACAAUGGAGACCUCUGGCUCGUGGAGCCGAAAUACGUAGCAGAAGCCAAAGAAGCUUUCUUCCAAGUCUACGACCACGCCUCAGAACAGGACCGACGUUUGCUCCGUAGGGGAGUAGAAGAAGUCUACGGCAGCAUCGAUGGUUUCCGCAAGUUGGAUUGGGGUCUGUUGAUGUGGACGUCGUGGUUCACGGAGAUGGUUCCCUACCGGGACCUAAGUGCCCUGAUGGACGAGUUGGCGAGGGGUAGUCGGCGGACGGUGAAGGAGUGGACGCUUCGGUUCGAUCCGAGCACGAUAAGGUUGAAUGCAAGGUUCUAUAAGACGGCUAAUGCGUUGGAUCCAAGCAAGGAGGUGGACAAUGUAAAGGAUGGCAAGGGCAACCUUGUGCUGUCUUCGCCGGGGACGAUGGCGAUGGGACCGUUGGUGUAUCCGGAGAAUGCAAUGACCAUGCCCAUGGUCGAUCACUGA
This is a messenger RNA of Colletotrichum godetiae, 1530 nucleotides long. RefSeq lists its product as uncharacterized. The record is from RefSeq and is a predicted model, not a curated record. NCBI's taxonomy places the organism in Eukaryota, Fungi, Ascomycota, Sordariomycetes, Glomerellales, Glomerellaceae. The transcript has 3 exons. Bases 1 to 1530 code for a protein of 509 amino acids.